Eptesicus fuscus (big brown bat) is the source of this 794-nucleotide messenger RNA. RefSeq names its product peptidylprolyl isomerase H (gene PPIH). The transcript is spliced from 10 exons. The record is from RefSeq and is a predicted model, not a curated record. Gene Ontology annotation, biological process: protein folding; protein peptidyl-prolyl isomerization. Gene Ontology annotation, molecular function: peptidyl-prolyl cis-trans isomerase activity. Lineage: Eukaryota; Metazoa; Chordata; Mammalia; Chiroptera; Vespertilionidae. Bases 46 to 579 code for a protein of 177 amino acids. Gene Ontology annotation, cellular component: intracellular membrane-bounded organelle.
UCCCCGGAAGCCCAUGCUCCCGACUUCUGCUUCCGGGUCAGAGCCAUGGCGGUGGCAAAUUCAAGCCCUGUCAACCCCGUGGUGUUCUUCGAUGUCAGCAUUGGCGGCCAGGAAGUUGGCCGAAUGAAGAUCGAACUCUUUGCAGACGUUGUGCCUAAGACAGCGGAGAACUUUAGGCAGUUCUGCACUGGGGAAUUCAGAAAAGAUGGGGUUCCUAUAGGAUACAAAGGAAGCACUUUCCACAGAGUCAUAAAGGAUUUCAUGAUUCAGGGUGGAGAUUUUGUUAAUGGAGAUGGUACUGGAGUUGCCAGUAUUUACCGGGGGCCAUUUGCAGAUGAAAAUUUUAAACUUAGACACUCAGCUCCAGGCCUGCUUUCCAUGGCAAACAGCGGUCCCAGUACAAACGGCUGCCAGUUCUUCAUCACCUGCUCUAAGUGUGAUUGGCUGGAUGGGAAGCACGUAGUGUUUGGAAAAAUCAUUGAUGGACUUCUAGUGAUGAGAAAGAUUGAGAAUGUUCCCACAGGCCCCAACAAUAAGCCCAAGUUGCCUGUGGUGAUCUCACAGUGUGGGGAGAUGUAAUCCAGAACAAGACGGAAUCCGACCUCCAUGUAUCUGCCAUUGUAGGCCUGCCCUUGCUCUGGGUGAUGCUCAUGAGUAGGAAAAUCUGGAUUGGCCCCUGUGUUUGCUUCCUGGCCUGCUGUUGCCCUGUUUGAUCAAGAAACCUUGGAAGUAUCACAAUUCAGAACCCAGGAUUUUCCAUGUUUUUCAACUGUAAAUAAAGUUAUUUUUUUGUU